GGACAACGCCGCCGGGACGCACACGGUGGCACAAUGGCACCGGGAGGCACGUGGUGACACCACAUGACAACAACGUCACACCGUCACCCCGACCUUCGCCCCUGGUUUGGUGUCACUCACCAGCAGUGAUGAUGGUGCCGUCCUGGCUGCUGGUGGCCCUGCUGGUGACCCUGCUGGUGGUCUGGCUGAGGGAUGCAGCGGCUGCUGUCACCCGUUUCCGGGCCACCUGCCAGCAGCUGCGUCACUUCCCUCUGCCACCAUGGCGCAGCUGGCUGCUGGGACACACCGGGAUGGCACGGAACACGGAGGAAGGACUGCAGGAUGUGGACAAGAUGGUGGCACAGUACCGUCAUGGCGCCUCUGGGUGGGUGUCCCCAUGGCUGCCGGUCCUCCGCCUCUUCCACCCCGACACCCUCCGCCCCGUGCUGAUGGCCUCAGCUUUCAUUGCCCCCAAGGACAAACUCUUCUACGGGUUCCUCAAGCCCUGGCUGGGGGAUGGGCUGCUGCUGAGUCGUGGGGACAAAUGGGCCCGGCACCGGCGCCUGCUGACACCCGCCUUCCACUUCGACAUCCUCAAGUCCUACAUCAGCAUCUUCAACAGCAGCACCCACAUCAUGCACACCAAGUGGAGGGCUGCAGCGAAGGCAGCGGGGGGACCGGUGGGACGAAACAUGCUGGACCUCAGCCUCCUCACCCUCGACACCCUCCAGAAGUGCAUUUUCAGCCACGACAGCCGCUGCCAGGAGCGGCGCAGUGAAUACAUCGCAGCCAUCCUGGAGCUCAGCACCCUGGUGGUUGCAGAGGCAGCAGCGCCUGCUCAUUACGCCUCGUGGCUCUACCGGCUCUCAGCCGACGGACGGCGCUUCGCCCGCGCCUGCGCCACGGUGCACAGCUUCACUGCCAACGUGGUGCAGCGCCGGCGCCAGGAACUCAACGGCCUCGGCCAUCAGGCAUGGCUGAAAAGCAAGCAGGGACGGAGCGCGGACUUCAUCGACCUCCUGCUGCUCACCAAGGAUGAGGACGGCAACACUCUGUCCGACGAGGACAUCGCAGCCGAAGCUGACACCUUCAUGUUCGAGGGGCACGACACGACGGCCAGCGGGUUGGCCUGGCUGCUCUACAACCUGGCCCACCACCCAGACUACCAGGAGCAGUGCCGUCAGGAGGUCCGUCAGCUCCUCAAGGGCAGGGACGCGGAGGAGAUCGAAUGGGAGGAUCUGUCCCUCCUGCCCUUCACCACCAUGUGCAUCAAGGAGAGCCUUCGCCUGCACCCGCCUGUCACCGCCGUGUCCCGGUGCUGCACUGAGGACAUCGCCACUCGUGAUGGACGCGUCAUCCCCAAGGGGGUCAUCUGCAUGAUGAGCAUCUAUGGAACCCACCACAAUCCGGAUAUCUGGCCUGAGCCAGAGGUCUACAACCCAAUGAGAUUCAGCCCAGAGAACAGCCAGGGACGGUCCCCGCUGGCCUUCAUUCCUUUCUCUGCUGGGCCCAGGAACUGCAUCGGGCAGAGCUUCGCCAUGGCUGAGCUGAAGGUGGUGGCGGCGCUGACCCUCGCACACUUCGCCGUCAGGCCAGACCCGGCGAGGCCGGUGCGCCGCAGGACUGAGCUGAUCCUUCGUGCUGAAGACGGGCUCUGGCUGCAACUGGAGCCGCUGUCGGGGAUGCCCUGAGGAGGGGGGUUGUGGGGAACAGUCCUGCCCAAGUGAGGAAUAAAUGGCGGCACAGCCGGGA
Tympanuchus pallidicinctus (lesser prairie-chicken) is the source of this 1731-nucleotide messenger RNA. Its product is annotated as ultra-long-chain fatty acid omega-hydroxylase-like. The record is from RefSeq and is a predicted model, not a curated record. Gene Ontology annotation, molecular function: monooxygenase activity; oxidoreductase activity, acting on paired donors, with incorporation or reduction of molecular oxygen; iron ion binding. Lineage: Eukaryota; Metazoa; Chordata; Aves; Galliformes; Phasianidae.